GUGCUCAUGACCAUACUGGAUUUUAGUAUAUAUUUGGGCGUGCUUAUGAGCAUCCCUUAUUUGGGUGUCUCAUGAGCACGCUCAUUUAUAUACCAAAAUACGGUAAUACUGCUUGUGCUCAUGAGUAUACUGUAUUCCCUUAUUUGGAUAUACUGUCCCUUAUUUGGGUGUCUCAUGAGCACGCUCAUUUAUAUACCAAAAUACGUUAAUACUGCUUGUGCUCAUGACCAUACUGGAUUUUAGUAUAUAUUUGGGCGUGCUUAUGAGCAUCCCUUAUUUGGGUGUCUCAUAAGCACGCUCAUUUAUAUACCAAAAUACGUUAAUACUGGUUGGUUGUGCUCACGACCAUACUGGAUUAAUGUCAGUUUCCUCAAACAUUUCUUACAAAUCCUUCAAAACUUAGAAUUUACUGAUGCAAAAUUCCUACUGUGAUCACAGAAACUUUGAUAGUGUACACCACCAGGCUUAUCAGUAAAACAUCAGCCAAGAGUACCCGCCAAACUGUAUAUAUUGCCAGACUAUACAGUAGAUCGCGCUAAUCUAGCCAUUUUGUCUUCACUGACGUCACCUGACUUUUGUAUAUUGUGAAUAUGACUGUUUAUAUUGUCAACACUGUUUGCGCUAUAUAGAAGUUAAAACUGAAUGGACUUUCUCUGGUUAAAUCAAGAGAGAACUUGGUAGACGUUGUGUGGCGAGACCAUGGGAAACCAGAUCCACCCAUGAAUGACGUGUUUAUUCAUCACCUAAAAUAUUCAGGUAACAUGCCCACCUUUGCUUCUCAACUCGUAUGCAUCGACGAAGUUGCCGUGAACUUCUAUCGGUAAACAAAUUCUUAAAUCCAAAUUGGAGCAGAACAAGCACUCUUUGUCUUCUGUUUUCAGGUCAGAAAUGGCAAGACAAAAUAUUGGUAGUCCGCAACAAGUUAAAAUCCAAAAACGCUUCUGCUGUGGUCUUUACUGCUUUAGAUGAAAUAGCUUGUGAGUUGUUGAGAAAUUGUUUAUGACCAUUCCCAAUAAAUGACACCAUAUUUAUUAGCAAAAAGCCUGGCUCAGGUCAGUUGGCUAAGCUGACAAACAAGUAGCAGAUUUCUGAUUAUAUAACAUCUUCCAUCCUAUCCAAGAUUGCGCCGCAAUAGACCUUACCGAUUAUUCUCUUUUACCCAAUGGCAUCGUUUUCAUGUCAAAUACUUAGUCAUGUUUUGUGCUUAGGAGGGUUGAAAGUAACUUUGUUAUUGAGCCUAAGAACAGCAAGAAACAAAUUCGUCCUGGAAACCAUGGGAAUAUAAAUCUGCCCCUGACAUGCUAUAGUAAGUUAACAUGGAAACGAGGCCAUUGGGUAAAAGAGAAUAAUCGGUAAGGUGUAUUAGUGCGUUACUGUUUCCCGGAUUACUAGCUGCUGUUAGUAUCUAUAUUACAGACGUGUUUUAUUCACGUCUUAUUCUAUCUGCCACAGGGUUGUUUAAUCUGCGUGGCUCGGACAUUGUUUACAAUCCCGUGUUUAUGGCUUAUGCCAUUGUGACAGACAAGAAUGUGUGGUAAGUAUUUUGGAUAAAAACGCUUGUCAAUAUUCUCUUUGCGAGGAACUGUUGGCGUUUAAACACAUCAGUUCAACAACGCAACCUGCGUUUUUACGUGAUUAGUAGUACAGCACUACCACAUAACCAUGGCAUUUCCCUAUACGCAGCUCUCACGGUAUUUUUAGUCUGUUUAUUGACGAAUCAAAACUAAGCAAGAAAAUUUACGAACAUUUGCGUACAACUGGGGAUGAUGACAAGUCGUCUGAUGAAUGCAGAGUUACUCUCAGACCUUAUGAAGAUAUUGCAACCGCUGUUGAUCAGUUAGCUAGCUCGAGUCUUGGGAAAAUUUGGGUAAAUAUUUUGUAACACAAUUAUUGAUUCAAAAAAACAUACUAACAUUGGGAUUGUAAUGUAGAAGCUACCUUAUUACUUCACCAAGUUUGUUAAGAACUGCGAUUUUCUAAUACACAUCAAAUACUUUUUGAGAGACUUCUGUUAGGUAACCUACCCACUCAAGAAUGUUUUUAGAUUUUUGGAAAUCGUCGAAAAGGAAACUUGUACAGCUAGACAUUGCCAUUGGUUAUCGAAAGCCUCUCAAUCUCGAUAGCUUAGUUAACAGUGCUGUCCAUGUUAUCUCCGUUUUCUUUUGUAUUUAGAUAAGCAGCUCAUCAAGUGCUGCGCUAAAUACAUUAUUACCAAAAGUAAGUUAAAAUUCCUAGCCUUAGAAAUAAGGCGCAAUAUUCCAAUAAGUCAGUCACCUGAACACAAACACAAGUCGGUUUUAACCAACGGCAACGUGGUUUUUAUUGACAGAAAUAUUAUUCUUAAAUGCAGGAAAGGCGAGUGUCAGAAAUGUCACCAGUGGCGAAACUUAAGGCGAUCAAAAAUGCAGUUGAAAUAGAAGGAAUGAAAAACGCUCAUGUACGUAGGGCUCAACUUUACCUUUCUAUAUUUUACAAAAAGAAUUUGAUGAUGUACUGUACAAUUUUGUUGAAAUUGGUAUGUUUUAGAUCCGGGAUGCGACAGCUUUGUGCGAGUAUUUUUGUUGGCUUGAAAAGGAAGUAUGUUAAUAUAUUAUUGUAUAUAUAGGUUAUACACAAGACAUUUUUGUUACAUUGUGAAACAUCCUUUUCAUGGAAAUUUGUUCCUUUUCCUUGUUUAAGCUGCAGAGCGUUAUGUUACCGUUUCCAAACAUUUGUUUGAUAUAUACUAGGUGCCAAAGGGAAAGCAAACUGAAAUGUCUGCUGCGAAAAAACUGGAAGACCUUCGCAGGUGUGGAAAAUAUCUCAAAUUUGUAGCAUUCUAUCAUGACAGCAAAAUCCCAAUAACCAUCCUAAAACGUCCUUCAUAAAAUAUCAUAUAUUAUGAUUACAAACAUUGUGAUUUGUGUACAUAGUUUUUACUAAAUUCUGUUUAGUCAACUGGAGGAUUUUGUCAGUCUCAGUUUUUCAACUAUAUCAGCUUCAGGUCCAAACGGUGCAAUAAUUCACUACAGGUAUUUCAAAUUGCUACUUGAUAAUAUAGUUUUCAGAGGCAAAUAAUAAAUCAUGUAGUAGUAUUACAUUCUCUUGUAUGUAGACCGUCAGAAAGUACAGAUCGAAGUCUAACCAGCGAUGAAAUUUAUUUGUGUGAUUCUGGAGCACAGUUCAGGUGUGCCAUAUUUUAUUCAUCCUCGCGUAAAAUAUCUUGCACAAUAACUUAAGCAAAUUCCCUAGGAUAUUUUUCACAAGCUUAUGCCCAGGGUCUUAUGCUCUGCCCAUUACGCAAUCCUGAAAGCAUUACAUCACAUUUCCCAGAGAUGGCACGACAGAUGUAACGCGUACGUAUCAUUUUGGAACACCAAGCGACUUUGAAAAGGUAGCAUGUUUUCUUCAUCUAUUUGGUCUUUCACGAUGGCGUCAGCAGCAUAAUUAUGUUAGGAGCUGUGAAAUAAUAUAUUUCUCCGAUUUACUUUUGUUCACAGAAAUGCUUUACCCGCGUUGUCAAAGGUCAUGUCGCUUUAGCUAAAGCCGUUUUCCCAAACAAAACCAAAGGUAAGCUUGAAUGGGCCUAACUGGUCCUCUAUAGGAAGAACAGUUUAGACAUGCAUUCAUGUAUGAUUGAAUAAUCCAACAUAGAUAAAGUUAUUUUAGUCUAGUUUAGCUCAUACUGUACAUAGACAUGUACGCUGAAGCGUACCUAUUUUUAAUCCAUUCUUGCCUUAUCUCUACCAAAGGUUCUAGAUUAGAUUCAUAUGCACGAUACAGUCUAUGGGAAGGAGGUCUAGAUUAUAGACAUGGCACAGGUCAUGGUGUUGGCGCAUUUCUAAAUGUACAUGAAGGUAAAAACCUCAUCUAAUAAACUAUAUUCAACUUGCAAGGUCUUAUGCAGGAGAGAAAUGGGAGCUCAUGAAAUACGGGCACAAGAUUGUGAAAGUAUAUCAUUGCUUAUAUUUUGUUUCAGGUCCCCAGUCCAUAGGUGCGAGGACUAAUGACGAGCCACUGGAAGCUGGGGUGUUUGUUUCUGAUGGUAUAUACUGUAACUAUUUUAUGUAUACUGUCUAGUGAUUGUAAAAAUAUUAUCAGCCUCUAACAGCCUUGUAUAUGACUCGUUCUUUAGAAAGAUCAUUUUAGUUCAUUGUCUUUCAUUGUUAUUACCAGCCAAUCACAAGCCUUUUCAUAUCGGUUGGUGCAUGGCAACAAUUUGUUGCUUAAAUUAUACCCUGUUAGGCUGUUAUGUAAGUUCUGUAUUAAAAAAAACAAAAGUGUAGAUUUUGAACAGUUUGACAAAUUUUCAACUUUCGUCCUACUUUCGCGCAAAUGGCCAACCUAGUUUUGUUUGUAAUAUAAAUCGAAUGACUUUAUUGUUUUAGAACCUGGUUAUUACGAAGACGAUUCGUUUGGUGUAAGAAUUGAAAGUAUCCUGCUUCUCAAACCAGUCACUUUAGAGGUGAGUGUUUGCUAUGCGUGUGUAUUUUCAGGCUAAUUGACUAUUGCCUAUUAUUAACCGCAUUGCUUAUUUUCGUACAGAACAACUUUAAUAAUAUUGGAUAUCUUGGGUUCGAACCAGUCACGUUGGUAAGAAAAGCAAACUGUUUGUUUUUCCUCUUGUCAUAACUUAUAUACUAUUGUAUCAUUCAAUAUCUUUGUCUGAAUUAGUGUAAUUUCCCCGAGAUUUUCAAAAAUACUAAAUGGUGUGUAAUUUUUCCUUUACUUUAGUUCCCUAUUCAGACGAAAAUGUUGAUGCCAUCCAUGCUAAGUCCCGAAGAGGUAGCAUAAUUGUUUUUGUAUAAUCGCUCACUGAGAUCUGUUUGCCCUAUAAUAAUAAGCACUCAUUGCUGAGUUGGGCAAUGCUUGUAAAAUACUAGAAUGCUGUUUUUAGGGUUUGUAAUCCAAGUGAGUAUAUAUACACUUUAAGACCUGACCAGGAACGACUGCGAAAAAUGCAGCACAAGGUCCUCUGGUAGGAAUUGAACCUACGGCCCUGCGAUAUUAUUUUCAUUUUUCCUCAGGUGAAUUGGUUAAACGAUUACCAUGAGAUGUGCCGUGAAAAAGUUGGCGAGAUGUUGCACGAGCAGGGGAAAACGGCUGCUUACCGCUGGCUGAUGAAGGAAACUGAGCCGCUUGGAUAACAUAUUGACAAUUGAAUAACGAUACACAGAAAGACGUUUAAAACCAAACUUAUAGAAAAUCGAAACUAUAUGGCAUGGUUGCACGACAAUAGCACUAAACAAAGUGACUUUGUUAGUACACCAUUAAUAAGUGAAAUUUUUUUAUUAUGACUACUUCAUGCUAGAAACUGAUAAGUUACUGGGCCUACUGGCUUUCUGUAUAGGCACAAUAUUUACUUAAAAAAUAGAAUUCAUUAUUUAUAAUAAUAUGUUCAUGAUUUGAGUGAGUUAUUCCAAAACCGCGUAACAGGAAAAUCUGCUUUCUCGAAUAGUUAGCUCCGACGCCCUAGCAACUGAUUAGAACUGGCUUGGACGUCAGAUGAUCACACAACUAUACCAAGCAAAGUAUCACACAACAAUAUUUAGUAAAAAUAUUUUUAUUUACUUACGGUUCAUGCGGUAUAGCACCUACAGUAUAACUGACAGAAGCGUUACUAUGGUUACUCUGUGUGCAUACGUUGCUCCAAAGGAGGCGAUUUUUAGGCUUAUGUGGUUACACAGCAAGGAUCCAUUGGUCGAUAUAUAAUCUCCAGCCGUGUCUUGUGCAUCCUGGACUGUCAUCUAUACUGCAUCUUGUAGUCUCAUCUUCAGGCUCUCCCAUCUCAGACAUCACGACUGUUCACGAGCAGCUUUAGUCGGGAGCUUUCGCAAGUCGCAGUUUGCCAUAGCAAUCGUUACACACGAGAACGCGCUGGUCACGUGACCCAGGGGC
Messenger RNA from Paramuricea clavata, 5877 nucleotides. Lineage: Eukaryota; Metazoa; Cnidaria; Anthozoa; Malacalcyonacea; Plexauridae. The record is from the annotation of a GenBank genome assembly.